Molecule: messenger RNA, 1376 nt
Organism: Oncorhynchus keta (chum salmon)
Lineage: Eukaryota; Metazoa; Chordata; Actinopteri; Salmoniformes; Salmonidae
Product: C-type lectin domain family 4 member M-like
Exons: 3
Coding region: 41-712 (223 amino acids)
Source: RefSeq, a predicted model, not a curated record
AUGAAGUAUCUAACUACUUAAAAAAAAUAUAUAUAGAUAUAUGAUGAAAGGAAUUCAAUUAAAUAUGCACUAUUUUCAAAUUAACUGUAUCCCAACAAGAAAUCUGCCAAUCUCAAAUAGUUCAGAUAAAAACAAUAUUAUGGUUAAUAAUAACGAGUUGAUGACCUGGAGAGAGGCUCAGCUCUACUGCAGGAAGCACCACGCAGAUCUGCCUAGUGUGAAGAACCAGAUAGAGAACAAUGUGUUACAGAACCUAGUGCUUCGCAGUGGUCUGAUGUGGAUCGGCCUGUUCAGAGACUCCUGGAAGUGGUCAGACCAGAGUGACUCCUCGUUCAGAUACUGGGGUCCCAACCAGCCCAUUAAUCGCUUAGGGAAUCAGAACUGUACUGCAGUAUGGGAAGGAGUAUGGACAGAACAUCAUUGUAUGUAUAGGAUUCCCUUUGUUUGUUAUGGAGUGAAGAAGACACAGCAGAUGGUGAGAGUGAGGCUGACCACAAAGGACCAGAACAUGGACCUGACUGAUCCUGACAUGCGGGAGGCCAUCUUGCAGCAGAUAAAGAAGGAUCUGAGGGAAAAGGGGAUGUCUGAUGACGUCAAACUGAGAUGGAAGGAGCAUCCCGAUGGAAAGAUCUUCCGCAAGGAAAAAAAUAUGGAUCCCCAAAAGAAGAAAAUGAAGGAGAGAAUACCAGUUAUGACAAAGGGAGAACUCUAAACUUAGAUUUUUUUUGGUCUCCAACUCUAUGGAAUUUGCAUAUUUAUAUAAGGAAUAAUAGAUACUAUCCUAAAAUAUAUAACCCGUAUUUGGUGAAACUGCCUCAUCCUUUUGUGAUAUUACAACAACAAAUACGUUACUUCAAACAACGAACACUGUUUUACCCCCUCAGACAUCAUUGCAGGCACGAUAGAACUCUGUUUCAUCACAACAGCACAAAAACAAUAGCAAGGCGCCGGCGUGAAUUAUGGCGUGGUUUCACCAAAUGUUGAUUCUAGCUUUAAGUAAUACACUGCUAAAACAUAAAGAAAGUUUAGAACAUGUAUUAGUAGCGUGUGUAACAUUAUAUUCUGUCGUACUCAUUAAGAAUGAACCGUUUUGUUUCAAUUGAUGAUGAUAUGAGUAUAUGUUAAAAUACAUAUCGCUACAAUACAUAUACUGAAUUGUAGCGACAUUAACCAACACCUACUGUAGCAACCUCGUCAAGAGAUUCAGAUCUCUUGGCGUAACAGCUAAGGUGUUUGUUUGAACUUGGCUAGAGCCUGGUUUGAGUCCUGGUCGGGGCUACCCCCCUGGAAUUUGCUUCAGUAUGUAAAUUAUGUAAGUGAAAUAUGUAUCAACGAUAUAAAUCAUGUUUUAAAAUGUUUAUAAUCAUGUUUGUAAA